Molecule: messenger RNA, 1085 nt
Organism: Gekko japonicus
Lineage: Eukaryota; Metazoa; Chordata; Lepidosauria; Squamata; Gekkonidae
Gene: RLBP1
Product: retinaldehyde binding protein 1
Exons: 8
Coding region: 88-1041 (317 amino acids)
Cellular component (GO): membrane
Molecular function (GO): phosphatidylinositol bisphosphate binding
Source: RefSeq, a predicted model, not a curated record
GUCUCUCUGCUGACGUGAUCUUCAGGGCUGUGUGCUGCUUUUUUAGGAACUCUUUUGGCUUUUCCGGUGUGUGGCUUAGGAAACAGCAUGACUUCGGUGCCUGGCACAUUCAGGAUCGUCUCUGAGGAGGAACAGGCCUUGCGUUUGAAACUUGAGCGGUUGACCACCAAGGACCACGGCCCAGUCUUCGGGAAAUGUGAGAAUAUCCCUGCCCACACUUUGCAAAAGGCCAAAGAUGAACUGAAUGAGACACCAGAGAAGCGGGAAUCAGCUGUGAAAGAGCUGCAGGACCUGGUCCAGGGGAGAGCUGAUGGAGGAGAAGACAUCUGCAAAGCAGUGGCUGAGAAAGCAAAUGGAAAAGAUGGCACCUUCUUCCUCCGCUUCAUCCGUGCCCGCAAGUUUGAUAUCAACAGAGCUUAUGAUCUGCUUAAAGGCUACGUCAACUUCCGUCAGCAGUAUCCAGAGCUUUUUGAGAACCUGACGCCGGAGGCUGUGCGUAGUACCAUCGAGGCUGGCUACCCAGGCAUUUUGUCCAACAGGGAUAAGUAUGGGCGGGUGGUGCUGCUGUUCAAUAUUGAGAACUGGGACUACGAAGAGAUCACCUUCGAUGAGAUUCUCCGUGCCUAUUGUGUGAUCCUAGAGAGGCUGCUGGAGAAUGAGGAGACCCAAAUCAAUGGCUUCUGCAUCAUUGAGAACUUCAAGGGCUUCACAGUGCAGCAGGCUUCUGGCAUCAAACCUUCCGAACUGAAGAAGAUGGUGGACAUGUUGCAGGAUUCCUUCCCAGCCCGUUUCAAGGCUGUCCACUUCAUCCAUCAGCCUUGGUACUUCACUACAACCUACAAUGUGGUCAAACCUUUCCUGAAGAACAAACUGCUGGAGAGGGUCUUUGUGCAUGGCGAUGAACUGGAAUCUUUCUACCAAGAGAUCGAUGCCGAUAUCCUGCCAGCAGAUUUUGGGGGUAACCUGCCAAAAUAUGAUGGCAAAGACACAGCUGAGAAACUUUUUGGGCCCAAGAUGGAUGGUGAAGACACAGCUCUCUGAGAAAAUGGGGGGGGGGGGAGCAGCAUCCCAAUCUAGAAAAUAGG